AUGAAAAUUCACCCGUCAAACGCGUUAAGGAAACGAAAAACCUGGUUUCCGGAAAAAGAUGAGAAUAUUUGUUCGUUAUUGGGAACGAGUUUACGUCAUCAGACAACUGAGUUUUUUGAAAAUUCAACUUUGCAUGGCGUACGUUACAUUGCGGAGAAGGAGCGGCCAUUUUGUGAAAAAUUUAUGUGGUUUAGUUUCACUGCGAUAGGAGCAAUAGCAACGUGCAUUAUAAUCGUUAGUUUGUGGGAGAAAUUUCAAACAAAUCCAACAAUUACAGGUCUGGACACAGAUUUUCAUAAUUGGGAUGUACCAUUUCCAGCCGUCACUAUAUGUGAUAGGAAUGCUGUUGAUGAUGAAUUAUUACAAGAAUACAUUGAAAAAACAUGGGGAUCAGAAACGCCUCCAAAUGCCGAAGAGUUUUUGCGAUGGCUUUCCACUCUCAGCUAUCGGUCUAUAGCGACUAGAGCUUUAGAAUUCACAAAGGAUGAAUCUGUAAACACAUUAGAUCCAAAAGAUGCUGUUUUUAAUAUUGUGCGACACUGUGAAAAUAUUUUCUACGAUUGUGAAUGGAAAGGCGACUCUGAGGAAUGUUGUGAAUUAGUGGCGCCUGUCUUCACUGAAAUGGGCUUCUGUUACGCGUUUAAUUCGAAACACGCUGAAAAAUCCUGGCCAUGGCAAGCGCAAUCCGAACAAUUCACCGAAGCUUUCAUCCACGAAACGGACGCUAAAUGGUCAUUUUUGUUUAAUUCAUUUCGCAACGAUACAAUAAUUGAUGUAUACAUACAUUCAACCGAAGAAAUGGCAGGCUUGGAACAGACAAUCCAACAUUCUUGGGACAGACGUGUUGAAAAAGUGUCGUUUUCCGUAAAACAUACAUACACAACGGAAGACGCGAGGCAGCUUUCGAUUCGCCAGCGGCGUUGUAUUUUUGCUGAUGAACAGAAAUUGGAAACGUCACAUGUAUAUACAUAUACUGCUUGUAUGCGCCAAUGCAGGAUGCAAAGGAGUCGAUCAUUAUGCAAUUGUGUUCCCCAUUUUUACCCGCCUAUCCAAGGUUAUCGCUACUGUACUAUUAGAGAAUUGGAAUGCAUAGCAGAACACGCGACAACGAUUACCGAUGUAACACGAUGCAAUUGUGAACUCGGGUGCACUCACACUGUCUAUGAAGUGGAGAAACUUACAGCGACUGAUGCCAAAACAAAUUCGUUAGAAACUGAAUUUGUAUCUUGGCCCAUGGUGCGAUAUAAGCGAGAAGUGCUGUUCGGUUGGGUCGAUUUACUAGUAUCGUUCGGUGGGAUAGCUGGUUUAUUCCUUGGGUUCUCGCUUCUAUCGGGCGUAGAAUUAAUCUAUUACUUCACACUACGCGCGUGCUGUGCGCUCGUUCGCGACGCUGACACAUUACGCGAAGAGCGUGCGGCGCGGCUGGCUAAGCCCAAACCGCCCCAUGAUCUCAGCCUAGUCCCAUGGUGGAAACAGCCACCUCCAAUUCAAACAUCAAAGCCUUUGAAGGUCCAGGUGAGUAGCAUCAAGCUCCCGCGGUAUUCGCCUCCACCGGGAUACACAGAAUACUUGCCAUAG
Molecule: messenger RNA, 1578 nt
Organism: Pieris macdunnoughi
Lineage: Eukaryota; Metazoa; Arthropoda; Insecta; Lepidoptera; Pieridae
Source: the annotation of a GenBank genome assembly